Molecule: messenger RNA, 1402 nt
Organism: Hemibagrus wyckioides
Lineage: Eukaryota; Metazoa; Chordata; Actinopteri; Siluriformes; Bagridae
Product: aquaporin-4
Exons: 8
Coding region: 258-1091 (277 amino acids)
Biological process (GO): transmembrane transport
Cellular component (GO): plasma membrane
Molecular function (GO): water channel activity
Source: RefSeq, a predicted model, not a curated record
UCAAGUUGCUCUCAGCCAGACCUUUCCUAGUUCCUUGGACUCACUUGAGCCAUGACUGAUCAAGCUCUAUAGGGCAAGAAGUGGAGGCUUUGGAGAAGAUAUUCAGAAAUUCUUAGACAGAGUUGAUAAAUGGGCCACUGAUAUCCUGACACACCGGAAAUCUGCAGUAAUCUGCAGCCUUCCUUUGUUCCUGAGAGAAAAGGCAGACAACCUAUUGAAAACAGGCCUGAGACAGGUAAACAAGCCCUCAGUUCAGCAUGAAUCUACAGGAGGAGUUGAGAAACCCCAAGUUUUGGAGGGGCAUACUGGCAGAGAUGAUGGGCUCUCUGGUCUUUGUAUCAGUUGUGUUAGGCUCUUCACUUUCAGGGCAUGAGAGUGUCUCUUCUGGACCACUGUACCCAGCACUGGCAGCAGGUAUGGCAGCAGUUGGUCUAGGACAUUGCUUUAGAAAGAUCAGUGGUGCACAGGUGAAUCCUGCAUUAACUUUGGCCUUAUUAGCUACACGGAAACUGGAUGCUCUAAAGGCCGUGGUCUAUGUGUUUGCUCAGUGUUUAGGAGCCACUGUAGGAGCUUGGAUACUCUACAUGGUCCUACCCUUAAAAUCAGCAGCUAAGAUCUAUGUCAACAAGGUACCAAUGGAGGGAAAUGCAGGGCAGGCUCUGGGGAUGGAGAUACUUGUCACCUUUCAAUUGGUGUUUACCAUCUUCUCAGUGGAGGAUCAGCGAAAGAGUGAGGAUUGUGAACCUGGCAAUUUGGCGAUUGGCUGCUCCCUUAGUGCAGGGAUUUUCACUGCAGGUAGAAUUUCUGGAGGCAGCAUGAACCCUGCUAGGUCUCUUGGUCCUGCAAUUAUAGUUGGAUACUGGGAACACCACUGGGUGUAUUGGAUUGGGCCAGUGUUGGGUGCUGUAUUAGCUGCCGUGGCUCAUGAAUUCUUUUUCGCUCCAAGUGCCUCGAGGCAGAAGUUGGUGUCCUGUCUCACCUGUAGGGACAUUGAGAUAUUAGAGACAGCCAGCGUGUCCCGUUCAUCUUUAUCAACCAUCACACAGACAGCUGUGAGGGCCAAGCAAAGCGACAAACUUGACCACAGCUGAAUUUUUGUUUUUUACUAUACUCAUCUAUAUGCUAUAUUUGAUUUAUAUUGUACUGUACUACCUACACUGAAGUUGAAUAUUAUAUUGUAAAAAACAAAGUAUUGUUUGUAUGCUACAUGUUAAAGAAUAAUGAUGUUUUUUCUUAAUAGUAACCUUACCUUUUUGUAUCAGAACAGUAUGUAAUUUAAUUUUCAGACUUACUGGAACAUAUGAAAAAUUUCUCAAGACUUAUGUAUUAAUGAAAACCUGCAAUGGGAUUUUUGGUAUGUGGACAGUUAAGGAGUGAGCCUUGAAGGGACAACACCUGUGUA